AUGGGUCAGAUAACAUCUUUUGUUUUUUCCGGGCAAAAGGAUCUACGGACGUAUGUGAUCGUUCUACUGAAAUCCAAACUCCAUGACGUCGAACUUUACAUCCAACAAGGCCUUUCCAGAGUGAAAUGGUCCUCUUUAAGCGUUUAUGAAUAUGCGGAAGAUUGCGAGGCCCAAAUUAUAGCUUUAAAUACAGUUUACGAACACAUAGAACAUAUUGAAAAAGACUUGUUCAGACGAGUCAAAAUGCUUUUGAACGCAAACCUUUUUGAAUUUGACCCAGUUAGCGUCGAGCCUACGAGACUUCCUUGCAAGCAGUUUUAUAAUGCCAUGUAUGAAAAACGAACCGAAAAAGUAGCAAGUUUAUACAAAAUUUACGAAUCAUUUGGCCCAAUUUUGGUGAAACUAGAAUAUCUGGUAUUGAAUAGCAACACUGGAAAUUGCCCUGAAAUGUUUAGCUACUACUACUAUUGGGAAGCAGAAAUUUACAAAGCUCUUAUUGGCAUGACUAUGAGAAAUCUUGGUUUAUUUGCCAAAAAAUUUGAGGAUAAAGUAUUGCUAUUUCAAGUUGACGCUUUAGUAAUGACUCCGGAAAUAUUACUCAGACCCAAUGCAGCCGAGGUUUACAAUUUGACUUUACGUAAUACUCACGAUUUUAUAGACAGGCUACGUCUGUUUCCUCGCUGGGCAAACGAAACUUGCAUCAUGUGCAAGCCAAUUCCAGUUUCAAAAAAAGAAGAUUUUUUGUUUAGUUUUUAUGAUGAAAUUAUAAAUGCUGCUGACGUUAAUGAUGCUACACAAAGACUACAAGAUGUUGUUCGAAAAUCUAUUCUGAAUGUGCAAAAACAUAUACAAAAAUUUAAACGUUACAAACUUUUGUGGACAGUUGAAAAACAAUCUGCUUGUGAAAAAUUUAUGGCUGGCAUGGUGACUUUGGAAAAUUACGAUGAAAAAUUUAUGUAUUACAAAGAUAUAAUUGAAACUAUAAAAUCUUAUAAGGAAUAUAUGGAUAUCGACAGUUUAAGAUUACAUCUAAAACCUUUGUUAGAUACUAUAGUGCAACAUUGCCUUCAAUGGAAAACGACUUUAGGAAGUUUAUUAGAUGCCGAUACUGUAGUGAAAAUGAUGGAAAUGAAACGAAAAAUUGACGAUCUUAAAUCUAAGAUAAUACAGCACAUUAAAGGCCUCGAAAAGUUUAAGACAGUUAUGCAAGCCAUAACAGCGAUACGAAAAUACAAUAUACAAGCUGAACUAGAUUAUUUACGAUUUCAAGAUAUUUAUGCAAUGCUGAGGCAACAUGAGUUUGAAUUCGAUCCUGCACAUGAGGCUAUGGCUUACCAACUGGAACAAGAUUGGCAAGAGUUGUUAAUAUCCGGAUUAUAUAGGGAACAAACACUAGAGUCUACCAAAGAACGUUUUGCUUUGCUUACGUUAGAUGAAAUUAACACAUUUUUAGAUGAACUAGCAGAGUUUUUGAAAAGAUUCGAGCAUGAAGGCCCCGGAUCUGUCGGAGAAGACUUAGACAACGGCACGAAACUUAUGGAAGAAUACCGGAUUGAAUUUGACACUCUAGAAGCCCGUAGAAUUGAGUUAGUCAAUGCAGAAAUGUUAUUUGACAUUCCUUUAGCUGAUUAUUCAGAUUAUUUACAAGCCAAACAAGAUUUUGAGGGCAUGGAUGUGAUUUAUAAAGUUUAUAAGGCCCAAAAACACGCGAGAGAAUUAUGGGGUAAGACUUUAUGGGCUAAUUUGAACCCACAAGCAUUGCUUGAUGGAAUCGACGGGUUUUUAAAAGAGUUUAGAAAAAUACCCAAAGAAAUUCGCGCAAUGGAUGUAGGAUUAACGUUGGAACUUAAAAUGAAACAAUUUAGAAAUUCUAUACCUUUAAUGGUUGCUCUAAAGAACGAGGCUUUAAGAGACCGCCAUUGGAAGAAACUAAUGACUAAAACUGGUAUAACAUUUGAUAUGGCACCCGACAGAUUUACGUUGGAUAAUAUGUUUGCCAUGGAACUUCAUAGGUUUCAAGAUAUUGCUGAGGAAAUUAUUAAUAAUGCCAUUAAGGAGUUGGCAAUUGAGCGAGGUGUCAUGGAAAUUGCUGAUACCUGGAAAACGGUGGCAUUUAUUGUGAUUAAACAUUUGAAAGGGACCGACGAUAGAGGUUUUAUUAUUGGAGCCACUGAUGAAAUUAUGCAAAUAUUAGAAGAUAACUCUAUGAAUUUGCAAAGUAUGGCGGGCUCUCAGUUCGUAGGACCGUUUUUGCCUCACGUACAAAAAUGGGAGAAGACUCUGGCACAUAUUGGUGAAGUAAUUGAUGAAUGGUUGGCAGUACAAAGAAAGUGGUUAUAUUUAGAAGGAAUUUUUGUAGGGGGUGAUAUAAGAGCUCAACUACCAGACGAAGCCAAAAAAUUUGACGAGAUUGAUAAAUUUUUUAGGAAGAUCAUGAUGGAAACUGCUAAAAGACCUAUUGUAUUAGAAUGCUGCACCGUGCAAAGUCGCUUAGAAGAACUUCAGGAUUUAAGCGUAGGUCUCGACAAAUGUCAAAAAUCUUUGAACGAUUACCUUGACGCAAAAAGACGAAGAUUUCCAAGAUUCUAUUUUAUAUCUACAGAAGAAUUAUUGUCAAUUUUAGGAAGCAGCGAACAUACAGUAGUCCAAGAACAUAUGAUAAAAAUGUUCGAUAAUAUAAAAUCUUUACGCUUCACCACUGACUCUAAUGAUAGAGUAAUUGCCUCAGCAAUGAUUUCAUCAGAAGGGGAAGUGAUGGAGUUUAGAAACCCCGCAAUGAUUGAAGGAAAAGUCGAAGAUUGGAUGAAUGAAGUUUUAAAAGAAAUGAGACGGUCAAAUAGAUUUAUAACAAAAAGCUCCAUAUAUUAUUACGGGAAAAUCCGUAGACCUCGACCUAAAUGGAUGCUAGACUAUCAAGGCAUGGUAUGUCUGAUAGGAAGUCAAGUUUGGUGGACGGCUGAAGUGGAGGACGUAUUUGCCAAAAUUAAAAAAGGAAAUAAAAGAGCCAUGAAAGAGUACUUGCAGCAACUCAAUAAUCAAUUAGAUGAAAUCGUGUUUACUGUCAGAGCUGAUUUAACUACCAAUGACCGUACAAAAUUUCGUACUAUAGCCAUUGUCGAGGUGCACGCGAGGGAUAUUGUAGAAAACUUUGUACGAGACAGCGUAACAGAUAUAUCCGAAUUUGAAUGGGAAAGUCAAUUGAGAUUUUAUUGGGUUAAUCAUUUGGAUAAUUUAUGGGUAACACAAUGCACGGGCUCAUUUGAAUAUGGUUAUGAAUAUAUGGGCCUGAAUGGUAGAUUAGUUAUAACACCCUUGACUGAUAGGAUUUAUUUAACUAUAACUCAGGCUUUGAUAAUGCAUAUGGGAGGAGCUCCUGCAGGGCCCGCGGGUACAGGAAAAACUGAAACUGUUAAAGAUUUAGCCAAAGCCCUAGCUUUAUUGUGUAUAGUAACUAAUUGUGGAGAGGGCAUGGAUUAUAAAGCUAUCGGUACGACCCUUGCAGGCUUGUCACAAUGUGGCGCCUGGGGAUGUUUUGAUGAGUUUAACAGAAUCGAUAUAUCAGUGUUGUCAGUGAUAUCAACUCAACUACAAACGAUAAAAAGCGCUUUGAUGAUGAGGCUGGAACGUUUUACCUUCGAAGGUGUUGAAAUUGCCUUGGAUUCUAAAGUAGGCAUUUUCAUAACCAUGAAUCCUGGUUAUGCUGGUCGUACUGAACUGCCUGAAUCUGUUAAAGCCCUAUUCAGACCUGUAGUAUGUAUUGUGCCGGAUCUAGAAAUGAUUUGCAUGAUUUCAUUAUUUUCCGAUGGAUUUUUAGAGGCCAAAGUACUGGCUAAAAAAAUGACUGUGCUAUAUAAACUCGCGAGAGAACAAUUAUCUAAGCAAUUCCAUUAUGAUUGGGGCUUGAGAGCUUUAAAUGCUGUGCUUAGAAUGGCUGGUGUGCUUAAAAGAGCUUCGCCAGAUAUUAAAGAAGCCUUAGUUUUAAUGAGAGCCCUUCGUGACAUGAAUCAUCCCAAAUUUGUUUACGAAGACGUGCCUUUAUUUCUGGGAUUAAUCAGAGACUUAUUUCCGGGCAUGGAUUGUCCUAGAGUCGGCUAUCCAGACCUCAAUGCAGCAGUGGAAAAAGUUUUAGAAAAAGAACGCUACAUAAUUUUACCUUAUCAAGAAGACAAAGUUGUUCAAUUAUAUGAAACAAUGAUGACGAGGCAUUCUACAAUGCUUGUAGGCCCUACUGGCGGUGGCAAAACUGUUGUAAUUAAUGUACUGGCUAAAGCCCAAACUCUUUUGGGUUUACCAACGAAAAUUUUUACAUUGAACCCCAAGGCGUGCAGUGUAAUAGAACUAUAUGGAAUUCUCGAUCCAUUAACAAGAGACUGGACUGAUGGUUUAUUGUCGAAUAUAUUCAGAGACAUGAAUAAACCUACAGAAAUACCCGAAAGAAGAUACAUUUUAUUUGAUGGCGAUGUAGAUGCUUUAUGGAUAGAAAAUAUGAACUCAGUUAUGGAUGAUAAUAGAUUAUUAACUUUAGCUAACGGAGAACGAAUUCGACUUAACACUCCAAUAUGUGCGUUAUUAUUUGAAGUUGGUGAUCUGCAAUUUGCCUCUCCUGCAACAGUUUCAAGAGCAGGCAUGGUUUACGUAGAUCCUAAAAACUUAGGCUAUCAACCUUAUUGGGAUAGAUGGGUGCAAAGUAGAAAACACUUGCCUGAACGUGAAGCAUUUUCAGAUUUUUACGAAAGAGUCGUUAGAGAUUUGAUGGCCUAUGUCCUUGAAGGCACUCUAGGAAACAAACAAGUAUCCCCUUUGAAAACAGUCAUCCCACAAACUGGCUUAAAUAUGAUUACUCAACUUUGUCACGUUAUUGACGCUAUUUAUCCACAACCAAUAGAAGAUAAUCGUGACCCUGAAGAAGAAGUAGAGAUUGAUUUAGUUAAUGCAAUAUUUUUAACGUCGCUUUAUAAUUCUGUUGGAGCAGCUCUUAUAGAUUCUUGUAGAUUAGAAUUUGACGAUUACAUAAAAUCCGCUAUAUCCAUGUUAAAUCACAACGACUCUAUUGAAGAUCCGUGUGACCUAUUUCAUUGGCCUACGCAUCGUUCCACCAUGUACGAUUAUUUUCUGAAUAUCAAAAAUAAAGUUUGGAUUGCCUGGGAUUGGUUGGUGCCAGGAUAUAUUCACGAAACCAAUUUGAGAUUUUCACAAAUCUUGGUACCAACUGUUGAUACCGUCAGAGUCACAUAUAUAUUACAAUUAAUGAAUCAAAUUAAACGUCCGAUUGUUUUGGUUGGCGAUACUGGAACAUCUAAAACAGCCAUUAUUCAAGACUUUUUACGUCAUUUAAAUCCAGACGUAUUUAUUUUGUUGAAUAUUAAUUUUUCAUCAAGAACUUCUUCGAUGGAUGUUCAAAUGAAUUUAGAGUCCGCAGUAGAGAAACGUACUAAAGAUAUUUAUGGGCCACCGAUGGGCAAGAAGCUUAUAUGUUUUAUCGAUGAUAUGAACAUGCCACAAGUUGAUGAAUAUGGUACUCAGCAGCCGAUAGCCUUGUUGAAGUUGUUAUUUGAACGAGGAGGCAUGUAUGAUAGAGGCAAAGAUUUAAAUUGGAAGUUUUUGAGAGAUAUUUCAUAUUUUGCCGCAAUGGGAGUAGCUGGCGGUGGCAGAAAUGAAGUCGAUCCAAGAUUUAUAUCAAUGUUUACUGUGAUGAAUUUAGUUUUCCCUACAACUUCGACAUUGCAACAUAUUUAUUCGUCAAUUUUAUCUGGGCAUUUAGAAAUAUUCGAGCCUGAAGUUCAAGUUGCUGACAUAUUACUCACAAUGACUUUAAAUUUAUAUAACGAGUUAAUAAUUCAUCUACCACCGACGCCUAGCAAGUUCCAUUACAUUUUUAAUAUGCGUGAUUUAUCUCGGGUCACUGCAGGCUUAUGUAAAAUAACUCCAAAAUUCUUUCAAACUUUACCGCAAAUUGUGAGAGUUUGGAGAAAUGAGUUUUCCAGAGUGUUUUGCGAUCGUUUAAUUAGUAUCGAAGAUCAAAAAUAUGUUAGACAUGAACUGAUUGAGCAAAUAAGAAAAUAUUUUCCUAAGGCAAGUCAGAAGGUUGCUGAAGUCGCGGGACCACGGCCCGGCGAUGACGAUUUCGUAUUUAUACCCGACGAAGAAAAACCGAAACAACAAAUUGAAGAGGUCGAAAAAAAAGAGGAAGAAGUUGAUGUUUUAGAAUAUUCGAUGCGCGAUCCAUUACUUUUUGGAGAUUACCGGAAUGCAAUUAAUGAAGGGGAUCCUAGAGAUUAUGAAGAUCUAUUAGAUUAUGAUGCGAUUUACUUUUUAUUUCAAGAAAUUAUUGAACUUUACAAUGAACGAAAAGAAAAAUUAAAUAUUGUACUCUUUAAUGAUGCCCUGGAGCAUCUAACCAGAGUCCACAGGGGUUUGCGUUUGGAAAAAGGCCACGUGAUGCUAGUUGGCGUGGGUGGGUGUGGAAAAGCUAGUUUGACGAGAUUGGCAGCUUUCACCGCCGGUUGUGAAAUGUUUUCUAUAAUACUUUGUAGAGGCUAUAACGAGAUUAUGUUCAAAGACGACUUGAAAACCUUAUAUAAUCAAUUAGGCGUUGACAAGCAACCCACCGUAUUCUUCUUUACCGCUGCCCAAAUAGUUGAAGAAGGUUUUUUGGAAUUUAUUAACAAUAUUUUGAUGAUUGGGUAUGUGCCUUCAUUAUUCACUGAUGAUGAAAAGGAACAAAUUACAGGUCAAUGUAGACCAGCUGCUGUAGAAGCAGGAUAUGGAAUUAGCAAAGACAAUGUUUGGCAUUAUUUCAUAGACACAUGUGUAGAUAAUUUACAUGUAGUUUUAUCAAUGUCGCCUACAAGUGACGUAUUAAGUAAGCGCUGUAGAAAUUUUCCUGGAUUAGUUAAUAACACCACAAUCGAUUGGAUAUUUCCUUGGCCUUUGCAAGCCCUAUUUGCUGUAGCCUCAGUGUUUUUGAAAGAAAACGUUCACAUUCCUGAGCAAUACAGAGACACGAUUAUUGAGCACGUAGUUCACGUCCACCAAACAGUUAAUACAUUCACUGCAAACUAUCUAAUAAUGUUGAGAAGAAAAAAUUACGUCACGCCAAAACAUUAUUUAGAUUAUAUCACAACUUACUUAAGACUCCUAGAAGAAAAAGGCAUCUACAACAAGGCCCAAUGCGAUCGUUUAAAAAGCGGUUUAUCAAAAAUUGAAGAAGCCAGUGGAGAAUUAGCAAUUUUAAACGCUAGACUGGAAAAACAAAAAAUUGUUGUUGGUAAAGCAACAGCCGAAUGUGAAGCUAUGUUGGCUGAAAUUGAAGAAGGCACCAACAAAGCUACAGAGAAAAAAGAUAUCGCUUCAUUGAAAAGUCAAGAAAUUGAAGAACAAGCUAGGAUCAUUAGUAUAGAGCAAGCUGAUGCUGAAGAAGCUUUAUCAGCCGCAUUGCCAGCUCUAGAAACUGCUCGGCUAGCUUUGUCCGACUUAGACAAAAAUGAUAUUACUGAAAUUCGUUCUUUUGCCACACCACCAGAAGCUGUGCAAGUUGUUUGCGAAUGCAUAACGAUUCUCAGAGGGUAUAAAGAAGUUUCUUGGAAGUCUGCGAAAGGCAUGAUGGCUGAGGGUAAUUUCUUACGAUCAUUACAAGAAAUGAAUUGUGAUGCCAUUACAUUAGCUCAGCAACGCGCUUGUAAGGCUCACAUGAAAAAAUCCUCAAAACUGGAUGAAAUGGCUUCUGUAAGCAAAGCUGGUUUUGGCCUAUUAAAAUUCGUUCAAGCUGUAUUAGGAUAUUGUGCUGUAUACAGAGAAGUAAAACCAAAGAAAGAUCGAGUAGAGCAACUCGAGGCUGAAUAUAGUGCAGCCAAACGUAAUUUAGAAAAACUGUAUAACGAAAUUGCCAAGUUAGAAGCUGAUUUGGAUAAAUUAAAUCAAAAGUAUGCUGUUGCAAUGAAGCGAAGGCAAGAAUUGCAAGAGGAAACUGAUAUAAUGAUGAGACGGCUCGAGGCUGCUGAUAAGCUUAUUUCAGGUUUAAGCUCCGAAAAAAUUCGCUGGACCGAAGAGCUCAACAAUUUGAACAUAGAAAGAGAACGUUUAGUUGGUAAUUGUUUGUUAUGCUCGGGAUUUUUAGCUUAUUGCGGUCCAUUUACGUACGAAUUUAGACGAGAUAUGGUUUAUGUUAAUUGGCAAGAUAAUAUUUUGGAAAGGCAAAUACCUCUAACAGUACCAUUCAGGUUAGAAAGAAAUUUGACCACUGAUGUGGAAAUAAGUCAAUGGGUCUCAGAAUCGCUACCUCCUGACGAACUGUCAAUUCAGAAUGGAAUUUUAGCUAUUAGAGGAUCAAGAUUUCCUUUGUGCAUUGAUCCACAACAGCAAGCAUUGAAUUGGAUUAAAAAACGCGAAGAGAAAAAUAAUAUGAAACUUCUUAGCUUCAACGACACUGAUUUCUUGAAGCAUUUGGAUAUGUCUAUAAAAUAUGGAGCUCCAGUCUUAUUUCAAGAUUCCGACGAUUAUAUCGAUCCGGUAGUAGAGGAUGUAAUACAAAAAAAUUUGAAAUCCAUUGGUGGUCGCGUAUUUGUGAUUCUAGGGGAUAAGGAAGUCGAUUGGGACCCAAAUUUCAGGCUUUACAUGACCACCAAAUUUGCUAAUCCAAUUUUCAAUCCUUCUGUCUAUGCUAGCGCAGUCGUUAUCAAUUAUACUGUAACAUUAACAGGCUUGGAAGAUCAACUUUUGAGUGUUGUAGUCAGAAAUGAAAGGCCAGACUUGGAAGAGCAACGAGAAAUGCUCAUAGCAGAAACAAGCGAAAAUAAAAAUUUAUUGCAAGUAUUAGAAGAUUCUUUGUUAAGAGAAUUAUCUACUACAACAGGAAAUAUGCUUGAUAAUGUUGAAUUAGUGACUACAUUGGAGAAUACGAAAAGCAAAGCUAAUGAAGUUAUGGAAAAAUUAGAGCUUGCAGCACAGACUUCCAAAGACAUUGACAAACUUCGUGACGUGUAUAGGCCAGUAGCCAAAAGAGGUGCCAUAUUAUUUUUCGUUCUUUCCGACAUGGCAGGUGUUAAUGCUAUGUACCAAUACUCUUUGGCAUCGUAUCUAGAAGUAUUCUCGUUUUCUCUAAGAAAAGCUUUGCCGCACACCAUAUUGGAUAGACGUUUGCAAAAUAUCAUCAACACGUUGACGAAGAAUGUAGUUUAUAGGGCCGUGGGAGACUAUAUAACUGAAAUUAUGGGGGAAGAGUAUAUCAUGCCCCCGGUGAUCAGCAUGGAUAGUAUUUUUGAGCAAUGUAGUCCGACAACGCCGGUUGUGUUCAUCUUGAGCCCUGGAUCUGAUCCUACAGCUGAUUUAAUGAAGUUAGCAGAUAGGUGUGGUUUUGGUGGAGGUAAAUUCCGUUAUCUUUCCCUUGGUCAAGGCCAAGAAACCACUGCCCUACAAUUAUUGGACACUGCCAUAUCCAGAGGCCAAUGGCUAAUGUUCCAAAAUUGCCACUUGCUUUUGGCCUUUAUCAAGCGCCUGGAAAAGCACAUUGAAAAAAUUAGCAAGCCUCAUCCAGAUUUUCGUCUGUGGUUGACUACAGAUCCCGUCGCCACGUUUCCUAUUGGAAUUCUGCAAAGAUCAUUAAAAGUUGUCACUGAACCACCCAACGGACUUAAGCUGAACCUGCGUAACACCUUUUUCAAAAUGCGCGGCCAACUUCUGGACUCGUGCUCACAUGCAUCCUUCAAGCCACUCGUCUACGUAUUGGCUUUCUUCCAUGCGGUAGUUCAAGAACGCAGAAAAUAUGACAAAAUCGGCUGGAAUAUUUGCUAUGAUUUUAACGAGUCUGAUUUCAACGUAUGCGUUCAGAUUCUGGAUACUUAUUUGACUAAAGCCUUUAAGGCAAAAGAUCCUAGAAUACCAUGGAAUAGUUUGAAAUAUUUGAUUGGAGAGGUGAUGUAUGGCGGCAGGGUGAUUGACGAUUUUGACAGAAGGAUAGUCGCUACUUAUAUGGAUGAAUAUAUGGGAGAUUUUUUGUUUGAUACAUUUCAGCCAUUCCAUUUUUAUCAGGAUGAUACUGUUGAUUAUGUUAUACCGCAAGAUGGCAAUAAGGAAGAUUAUAUUGCUUUUAUUGACGAAUUACCUUUGGCAAACAGUCCAGAAGUUUUCGGACUUCAUUCUAAUGCAGAAAUUGGAUACUAUACUCAAGCUACAAAGGAAAUGUGGAAUAUUUUGAUUGAGUUGCAACCUCAAGUUUCAACUUCUGAAAAAGGUAUCAGUAGAGAAGAAUUCAUCGAAGCAGUAGCUAACGAUGUUCUCAAAAAAAUCCCAGAAGAAUACGAAGUAUGGAAAGUGCGACGCUAUUUCCAAAGAAUGAUGUCGCCUACUAUAGUUGUACUACUACAAGAGCUGGAGCGUUUCAACAAACUCAUCUCUGCCAUGAGAAGAUCUCUAAUUCAAUUGAAAAAAGCUCUGGCAGGGGAAAUUGGCAUGGACAGUGUUUUGGACAACGUGGCUUAUUCGUUGUUUAACGGACAACUGCCAAAUAUAUGGAGGAAACUAGCGCCAGCUACUUGUAAGAACUUAGGAGGAUGGAUGGAGCAUUUUGAGGCAAGGCAGCUACAAUAUUUUUCAUGGUCCACUACAGGUGAACCAGCAGUUUUGUGGAUAUCAGGCCUGCACAUUCCAGAGACUUAUUUGGCAGCCUUAGUGCAGAUUUCUUGUAGAUUGCAUAAUUGGCCACUGGAUAGAUCUACACUCUACACUUACGUUUCUGAGCAUGUAGAUCCUGCAGAUGUUAUUUUACGACCAGCUGCGGGUAAUUGUCUCCUGCACGGUCUCUACUUAGAAGGAGCAGCCUGGGACGUUGAAAAUAACUGCCUGAAGAAAUCAACCCCGAAAAUUCUCAUUGAGAAACUUCCAGUAUUGGGAGUGGUGCCUAUAGAAUCGUUCAGAUUAAAGCUCCAAAAUACUUUGAAGACUCCAGUGUAUACUACGUCAUUAAGACGAAACGCUAUGGGGGUUGGUUUGGUUUUUGAGGCUGAUUUGAGAACAACAGAACAUAUAAGUCAUUGGGUGUUGCAAGGAGUGUGUUUAGUGUUAAACACAGACUAAGAUUAAACUGUGUUGAAUUUGAUAAAAAAAGGGAUAGUAUUUUGAAAAAAAAAGAUACCUAACCAAAAGGAAACAAUUAAGUUAUAAACGCGCAAAAGACGUUAGACCAUAUGUGUUUGUAGCAGUUUACUUCAAAGACUGAAAGCUAUAUAAGCUGUAGUUUUAAGAGUUUUUCAUGUGUUAUUUUGAAACUAGUUUCCAAGACUGAGUUAAGUUUGUCAUAUUUUACUGUAAGGUGUUCUUUGUAUUUCUUUGUUACCUGCAAUACUUUCUAAAUAAAUAAUCCAACUCUGUGUUUUCCUUUUUUUUAUUUAU
Messenger RNA from Ceutorhynchus assimilis (cabbage seed weevil), 11385 nucleotides. Lineage: Eukaryota; Metazoa; Arthropoda; Insecta; Coleoptera; Curculionidae. The record is from the annotation of a GenBank genome assembly.